Molecule: messenger RNA, 1348 nt
Organism: Diorhabda sublineata
Lineage: Eukaryota; Metazoa; Arthropoda; Insecta; Coleoptera; Chrysomelidae
Product: programmed cell death protein 7-like
Exons: 5
Coding region: 1-1236 (411 amino acids)
Source: RefSeq, a predicted model, not a curated record
AUGAAGCUAAACUUCAGUUACCUAAAGCUGGAGACAUUCACAUGUGUUAACAAUCGGUUUAAUAUAUUUUUUCAUUUUUGUAUACUUUUUAUUAUUAAGGACUUAAUUUUUAUAAUGAAUUUUCUAAAAUAUCAACAUUUUUCUAAUCGCCAUGUUAAUAUUGAAGUGCCUGUAAUGGCAGAUCCAAGGACUAACAUAUUGCAGAAUAUUUAUAGUCAGUCUAAUGAUGAAAUUUGGAUUGAUUCCUGGUUGCAACAAAAUAAUAUCUAUCAUCCAAUACCUAAGAUCAAAGUAAAUAAAGCUGCUAAUGUGAUUACUAUCCAUGAAGCUCAAAAUUCCUUGAAGGAUUGCCUGAAGCUUUUAGAAAAACUUAGCCAAACACAUCAAGAACUGGAAAGCAACUUUGAUAAAAUUCCAUCAACCGAAUGGAAACACAAAACUGUGGAGAUUGGCAAUAUUAAAGAUCAAUUCACUAAAGUUAUUUCCAAAUUUGAAAACGGAGAUGCCAUAUUUGCUUUAAAGAAAACUAUUGAAAAGAGAAAAAAAAAGAGAAUUAAUCAAAAGAAAAAUAAAGAAUUUAGGAAACAACAAUUGGAGGAGGAAUUUCAGUUAAGAGAAAAAAUGAAUAAAAGUAUUGAUCAGUGGUUAGCUAGUAAAAAGGAGGAUGAUGAAAGAUUGAAAAUGGAAGAAGAUAUGAAAAAGGAUGCAGACUGUGUUCUAGCAGAGGUAACAAAGAAAAAAUCUGACGCUAGAAAGCAAAUGGCAUUAAUAGGUUCAUUAGCUAAACUGAGAUUUAUUAGACAUCACAUGGCUUUACAAAGAGGCGAAAAACCUUCUUUAGAAGAUCAAAAUGCUUUUAAUAUCACAGUUCUUAAAUUGAAAAAUAUGUGGGAAUCAAGUUUGAAAACAUACACAAAAGAAGAACAAGGUUUAAAAUUGUUGUUAGAACAAACUGCUACAGAAGAUACCAAAACUGCAGAGUUGAAAAAAGAGAAGAAUCUUUUAGAGGAAUGGCACGCGGUGUUUUUUGGGCCAAGGCAAGUUAUUCCACAGGAUAACGCUACUUAUUGGGCGUUAACUGCUGCUGAAAGAGACAUGGAGACGUUUAUAGCUAUAAGGAAAAGUUGGGAUACAUUCCUAGUUUCUCCCACGAAUGAAAUGGGUUCUAAAAUUCCCAUAGGGUGGGUUUUACCGGGUACUAAUGAAAAUUGGUCAAAAUACUUAGCGACUGCAUAAUAUAGUUUUUUAACAUUGUAACGGCUUUUUGGCUUUUUAUAAAUUCAUUUAAAAAAAUAUUUGUUCUUUUCAACCCCCUAAUAAUGAAAAUGAAAUUAAAAUUGUUUCUGAA